Patiria miniata (bat star) is the source of this 2983-nucleotide messenger RNA. Its product is annotated as homeobox protein GBX-2-like. The transcript has 2 exons. Gene Ontology annotation, cellular component: nucleus. The record is from RefSeq and is a predicted model, not a curated record. Gene Ontology annotation, biological process: regulation of transcription by RNA polymerase II; regulation of nervous system development. Lineage: Eukaryota; Metazoa; Echinodermata; Asteroidea; Valvatida; Asterinidae. Gene Ontology annotation, molecular function: DNA-binding transcription factor activity, RNA polymerase II-specific; RNA polymerase II transcription regulatory region sequence-specific DNA binding. The coding region runs from base 715 to 1767 and encodes 350 amino acids.
GCCUUUUUGGUAUAUUAAUUUGAUAAAAAUAAGUACUAUUUAUUUUCCGCCCAAACCGUUCCCGUAAUUCCAACUUUACGUGGCUUUGGUUGUAAUUCAGUUCAACAUACAAAGCAGACGCCGACCUAAUCUGAGACUAGCGGUAAGCAAUGUCAAUAUAAAGUGAUGAGUGUGGCGUGGCUUACCUGCGACAAUUAGAGAACGGUGAACCAAUCACAGGCCGCCAAACAUCCAACCAACUUACCCUACUCAUUGACCUGGGACAUGUGCUGUGUUCGCCUAACUUCGCUAUCCGAGUUUGGGAGUGGUUGCGUCAGAAGCCAGACCGAUAAUGUCAUUUGUUGGUUAUCAUGAUUAGGUUAUACCGCCACUCGUUAGUUUUGUACGCUGACCAAUCGUGGCAGUCGUUACGAUGCGACCCAGGAGAAAUGGAGAAGAUAGUCCCGCCUAGCCAAUCGGCGUAGACAUUGCUAGCGAGCUCGGUUUGAUUUAUACUACCCUCAAUUUGCACACAGGGAAAAAAUGCGGUGAUGAUGACAAACACUGUGUUGGCUGAGACAGUGAUGUGGGUUUGUGUUACUAAAGCAGCAAGUCUAGUAGAUAAUGACAAUAGUGAUAGUUCAUUGUCAACUACCACCAUUACUUCCGUCAUCUCUGCAAGUCUGUGAGUGAAAUAACGCAAGCUAGACAUCGAGAGGGGCAUCUUUGGGGAAGAUGCAACCGUCUAAAGCCGUGAUGGCUUUCACGGUGGAUUCUUUGAUGGCUUCAGCUCCUCCGUCUCAAUCAACCGUGAGCAGCGCGCCGUCCUACCAUCACUACACCGGCUUCGGGAGCUUUUUGCCGGCACACCUACACGGCAGCGCGGCGGUUGUCCCAGCUCACGGGAACGGACUCCUGCAUCACCUGCACGCGCCUCAACACCACUUGCCGUACAAUGGUUCCAUGCGAGGCCCUCCGUUACAUCUGAUUUCCCCUUCACAUCCAGUAAUUUCAGAUACUGAAAAUCCAUCAAUUCCCAAUAUAAGGACUUCACUGUCAGGUCAGCAUGCGGACUUCUACCCACCGCGGACUAUGGUUGGCCAUUUACCCGGCGAUACAUAUCAACCACACCAUGUUGAUCAAGAGCCUAGUUGGCGCAGAGCUCUUCGAGAAGACGCUCAUUUUCGAGAAACUAAUUCGUCGAUAAUAAGUGACCGGUUAACCCAGGCAGAAAUGAGCCCACUUUCGGAUUCUGAGAGUAAGUUGGAUACGGACUGCCGUAGUGAUCAUGGCGAAGAUUGCACCGAGUCUCCGCUGCAAGACGACCCAGACGACGAGCAGGCUGAGUCCGGUGACGGUGACGGGGACGGUGGCUGCAGCGCCGGGCGGGCUGGCUCCAAGUCACGCCGCCGUAGGACAGCCUUCACUAGCGACCAGCUACUGGAACUUGAGAAGGAAUUUCACAGCAAGAAAUACCUGACUCUGAGUGAGAGGUCGCAGAUCGCCAGGUCCCUGCACCUGAGUGAGGUCCAAGUCAAGAUUUGGUUUCAGAACCGGAGGGCCAAAUGGAAGCGCCUGAAGGCCGGGAUAACGAGUGGACGUAAUGGGGCUAAUCCUAACCCUAAACUGGUCGUACCUAUCCCCGUACAUGUUAACCGGUUCGCUAUCCGAUCACAGCAGCAAUGCCGGCCUCGCUUGCCAGAGCCUAACGACCCAAUACCGCAGAUUGGCUUACACCGAGAUGUCAGUCAUGUCGGAGAAUUAUACAACAAGACAGCCACGGUAUAGUGGCCUUGGUAAACCAAACCUAACGUCCACUUUUCGCAAAAUUUUGAACAACUGAUGACGUUAGCGCAAUCAAGAUGUGGAAGUGUUGUUCGAUUCUGCAAAUGUCAUGUCGCCUUGCGCACCUGUAAUGACAAGACCAACUUUGGGAGCGCUACACAUUUCAACAGUUGAACCUUGUUGUACGGAACUUGUGGACUUGGCGCCCAAGUUGUAAUCCCAACUCAAGAUAACUCUUCCGAUGCAGGUAUCAAGGUAGAUGGUAUCGAUUUCUGUUGGUGAAGAAAAAAGUGAAACAGUCGAUUCUAAUCAUUGUGUCCUCUAUGUGUGUGCUUGUCGGUAGGCCUGUAAAUGUUCAAAGGGGACGCAAAUACCCCAUCGUGAUUAAAUAUUUGAUUCUCGUGAACUAAAUCAAUUAAUGUAUAUUGUAAGCUUGUCCUUGUAUUGUAUUUCUUGGCGGCAAAUGUGACAGAUUUCCUUUCAUUGUGGGGAAAGUGCUUUAAGUUCAAAACUUUUGUGUUCGAUUGGUAUCCCACUUUAAAAGAACUUAAUGAUUCGAAAUUAUGAAGAUGCCAACUUUCAUUGAAAAGAACGGUUAUCUUUACGAUACCAGGAAAAGCCAGAUUGUUAUCAAAACGUCCAAUUUAAAAUGUUAUUUAGUUUUCUUCAAAAAGGAAGUAUCGAUCCAUAUAGGUUUUGGAUGGAGUCUAUACAUCCUGGCAAUAUUUGUUAACGAUUCAGGACAAACAAAUAAUAUGACAUUUCCAUCACUCCAUGCAUCACAGUGCAUCGAUAAUCAGGAAACCUUCGUAGUAUGGCUUGGUUAAAAUAUGCUUCCGUUCGAUGCAUGCCUAAAAAAAAAUCAUGUGAACCAGAAAAUGCCCUUUUUUAGAUUGUACCUGGAAACAGUGAUUCAAUCCGUCUUCUCAUCCAGAAAAAUUAAUGUAGUCAUUCUUUCAUUUUGGCUCUUAUAAGCUUCUAUUUACGAAUGAUGAAAUCCUAAAGCUCUGGCCAAAGACAAGGAAUUUAAGACCAACCGUCUGAUCUGAUUAUUGCUUUCGUCUUUAUAAGAGUUGUCUUGAUCGUGCUUAUGGAACUUGAUGAGAAGUGUAAAAUUCUUGUGCAUUUUCUUUUGUUCUUAAAAAGGAAUGCUUCAUUGGCCGCACACACUUUGGUUAUUUUUUACCUGAUUAAAAAUACAUAUACAUGUAUAUCCAUA